Messenger RNA from Monomorium pharaonis (pharaoh ant), 2218 nucleotides. Its product is annotated as uridine 5'-monophosphate synthase-like. Lineage: Eukaryota; Metazoa; Arthropoda; Insecta; Hymenoptera; Formicidae. Gene Ontology annotation, biological process: 'de novo' UMP biosynthetic process; 'de novo' pyrimidine nucleobase biosynthetic process. The transcript is spliced from 6 exons. The record is from RefSeq and is a predicted model, not a curated record. Gene Ontology annotation, molecular function: orotidine-5'-phosphate decarboxylase activity; orotate phosphoribosyltransferase activity. Bases 717 to 2147 code for a protein of 476 amino acids.
CUGCGCACCCUUCCAGAACGUUCGGUCCUGUUCGGAGCGGACCGUCGCCGUGCCGGUGCCGCGUGCUCUGUCCGCGCCACUCUGCGCCACUCUCUGUCGAGCCGAGUUGUGAGUGACACGUAGUGAAUGUGAGUAAAUGUGAGUGAGAGUCGUAAGAGACAGAAAGCCACUUGUGUGAAGAAGAAGAAGAAGCAGCGACACCGGCAACACGUGAUUCGCAAGCAAUUGUAAGAAGAUAAUUAUUUGAACCUUUGACAAUUUUAUACCAUUUUAUAUUGUCGAACUCUAUUUCACUGAAACCUCGCCAUCACUGACGACAAGUUUAAAUUAAUUUGUGGAUCUUAACCCUGCUAAUUUGUGACAUUUGUCCAGCCUUGGGAAGAAAUAUUGUUAUAUUAUAUAUAACUGACCCUCUUGCUCCAGGAGUUAAUUUUAGGUCUUUGACCCUUUUUGAGUCGAAAAUCCUAUAGGGGUCUCUGAAGAAGAAGAAUUGUAAGAAGAAAAAAAGAAGGAAAGGAAAUAGGUUGGUAGACAGAUAGAUGUAGAGAUAGAAAGAGAGAGGGGAAAGAAAGAGUCUCGACUUUUGUGGAAAGAAGAACUAGAAAAAGAAGCAGAAGGAGAAACAGCGAUUUUUAUAGAAAGAAGGAGCGGAGAGAGAGAGAGAGAGAAAAGGAAAAGUGUGUAGAAAGAAGUAAUAAAGAAAUAUAUCAGUUAAGAUGGAAACGCUCUUAAAGGAAUUGGCUGUAGAACUAUAUGAUAUUCAUGCCAUAAAAUUCGGAGAAUUUAAGACGAAAAUCGGCUUAAUUACACCGAUAUAUUUUGACUUGCGUAUGAUAAUUUCUUAUCCGAAAUUAAUGCUGAAGUUAUCAAAAGCUUUAUGGACAUUGGUAGACAACCCUACCAAAGUGUCCCGAAUCUGUGGUGUCCCAUAUACAGCACUACCAUUAACUACCUUGAUAUCAGCGCAGGAAGAGAUUCCCAUGUUAAUGAAGAGAAAAGAAGCAAAGUCAUAUGGUACAAAGAAAUUAAUAGAGGGUAUCUUCUCACCUGGCGAGAACUGCAUAAUCAUCGAGGAUAUUAUAACAAGUGGUAGCAGCAUUUUAGAGACUGUCGAUGCCUUAAAGAAGGAAAACUUGAAUGUGAGGGAGGCCUAUGUGAUAAUUGAUAGAGAACAAGGUGGUAGAAAGAAUCUCGAAAAUCAUGGGAUCAAAGUUAAGAGUCUCUUUGUGAUAACGCAAUUCAUGAAGUAUCUUCUCGAGGCUGGAAAGGUUACGUCUGAAAUCGUCAAGGAUGUUAAUAAUUAUUUGGCAACGAAUCGGGCACCAAGCAUUUCCGUUCAAGAUGUGCCAGAUGACAGAUUGAAACUGCCAUAUAGUAAACGCGCCAAGCUAACGACGAAUCUAUUGGCCUUUGAGCUGUUUGAGCUAAUGGAAUCGAAACAAACUAAUCUUUGCUUGGCGGCCGAUUUAAAGGAAACGGACGCGAUUUUGGAAUUGGCGAACAUAGCAGGGCCUCAUAUCGCAGUGCUAAAGACUCAUGUGGAUGUCGUAGAGGAUUUCAGUGAGAGCUUUGUUCUUCGGCUUAAAGAAUUGGCAACGCAGCACAAAUUUCUGUUGAUGGAAGAUCGUAAAUUUGGCGAUAUCGGCAAUACGGUAUCGUUACAGUACAGACAUGGCCUGUACAAGAUUGCCGAAUGGGCCGAUUUGAUCACGGUGCAUCCGGUAUCGGGCGCAUCUGUCGUCAACGCGCUUAAAAAAGGUCUAGAGAACAUCACCGAGCCGCGCGGCAUUUUCCUCGUCGCCGAGAUGUCGAGCAAAGGUGCACUGACUACCGGUGAUUAUCUGAAGAGCGCGGUUUCGAUGGCGGAGGAAGCUUCUGAUCUGGUGGUAGGUCUCGUGUGUCAAUCCAAUCUCACAGCGCAACCCGGACUAGUUCAGUUAACGCCUGGUGUCAAACUGUCUAAAAGCGGGGACAGUCUAGAUCAGCAAUAUAACGAUCCGCGAUCGAUUAUCAAUGCUGGUGCCGAUUUAGCAGUCGUCGGUAGAGGUAUCACGGAAUCGCCUCAUGGUUAUUUAAAGGCCAUUUUAGAAUAUAAAAGACAACUGUGGAACGCGUACGAGGAACGAAUAAACAUAAUCAAUAUGUGAUAGUAUAUAUAAAUAUAUAAUACAUUGUAUAUUAAACUUUGUAAAAGUAAUGUAUAUUAAGAGGAUGCUAA